AUGGCGGAUAUUAUCAUCAGCAAAGAUGUUGAUAUAAUUGAAGAGAAAGGGAUUAAAGAAAAGAAAGGAGACGUGAUUAUUGAAAAGGAUUUGAAGAUAAAAUGUGAUGUUUACAGGAUCAGAGGAGAAGAGCCUUCGCUUCAUUACAUCACUCUCUCUGGCCUCUUCCUACCUCAGCGCUACCUGUACAUCACCUUUCGUCCUUUAUCAAGAAAAUAUUUUAUAAUUAAAAUGGAGUCGGUUCUAAAAGGAAAGAAGGAGCCAGUGAUUGUAUCGAUAUCAAACAUUAUCAAUAAACUUAAAAUAUCAAACGCCACUUUAGACGUCCCGUAUUACUUCACUGAAACCACACCCACCAAUCAGGCCACGCCUACACCCGAUCAUUCAUCAUGUUGGACGUGUUUAGCUAUUGAUCUUCACUCAUUAGCGUCAGAUUAUUGGGGGUGUGGUCACGAAUAUAUCACUUCGAUUACGAUACAUGCUAAUUUAUAUCUCAAGAGUUUAUUAGCUAGUGAUGUGCUCUACCGCCCACACACUAACGAGCUCCCACCAAUACUGAGACUGCCUGUUACUAAAGGGUUAAAAUAUGAAGACACGUAUCACUUUAGGAUCAUACCACAGCAGAUGUUCGGUGAUAAUAAUAAUAAUAACAGAAUAAUUAAACUACGCUUUAAUGAAAAUCACAAGGAGGUGUCGUCAAGCCUUUUAUCACUUAAUAAAUUGAUUGGAAGCUCUGCUACUAACAUCAAUCAGUUGAUAUUAUCUAAGCAAGGAAAUAAAGUCUAUUACACCUGUCAAAAUGUCAUCAUUGCUUUAGAAACUAAGACUUUAAAUCAAGAGUUCUUCAUUGGCCAUACUGAAAAGGUUAUGAGUAUUGCUUUGAGCUGUGAUGGGUGGAGACUAGCCAGCGCUCAGUUUGGGGGUGUGGUCAGACUAUGGGAUACGCCUACAGUGUGUUGCUUAUCAGUCAUAAAAUCCAAUCAAUUAAUAUCCGGAUUAAGUCUUUCUUAUACAGGUGCCGUAUUGGCUUGUAUAGGAAGGGCAGGAGGCGGGGCAGGGGGUGGGGCUGGAGGGAAGAAAGUGCUCUCUAUUUGGAAUGAUAAUGAUUUAAAUAUUAAGUCUAUCACUGAUGUAGAUAUUAAUGUAUUGAGAAUAUCACCUUUUGACAGUACAAGACUCAUUUCCUGUGGUUGGAAUAAUGUGAGGUUUUGGCGUGUCAAAGAGAACGUGUUGAGAUCCUCUCCUGUUAAUCUGUUGGACUAUCAUGAUGAUUACUAUACUGAUAUACAGUAUCACCCGAAUAUAAAGAAUAAUGGAAACAUCUAUUCUUCGUCCAGUUCUGGUAAUGUUAUUGAGGUUGACUAUCAGUCCUUCUCAGUUAAGAGGGUGUGGCAGUUAUUCCCUGACGUCCCAGGAGGCGUGGCUAUCACCUCAUUAUAUAUUCAUGAAGGGUUUUUCAUCACCGGAACUUAUGAUGGAUACGUUAGACUGUGGCCUGCUGAUUUUAAACACGUCACAAUGGAAACUAGACAUGAGAAACCAAUUAUAGCAGUAGGCGGAGCUAAGGAUGGGCUUACUGUAAUGGGAGCCAGUGAAGGUCAAUUAGGAAUGAUUGAUGCUCUUAGUAAAAGCUAUACUACACUACUAAGGUCCCAUACUGACAAUAUAAUGGAAGUAAAAGGAAAUGAUGAAUACUUACUAACAAUAUCUGAAGAUAACAGUGUUAGAAUAUGGGCCAAGCAAUCACUGGAACAGGUAUAUGAGUUUAAUGGAGACGAUAGUGCCAUACCAUUGACUGCUGACAUUCACCCUAUUAAUAAUGAUUUAAUUAUUAUCGGUUAUAAUAAUGGGACGACAAGAUUCAUUAACUUAUAUAGUGGGAACGUUCUCUCUGAACACAAACACGAGGGCUCAGUUAAAAGUGUGUUGUUCACUAAAAAUGGCAAAAAGUGUUUUGUGAGUGACAGCAACGGCUCAUUGUACUUAUAUAAUGAAGCUACUAAUAAUAACUAUAUAUUAAUAACCACACUGGACAGUAUAGUUUGUUCUGGAAAGCUUAUGAUAAAUGAUGAUGAUACCCUGCUUGGUUUUAUUGGCCCAUUGCCAUCAAUUGUCUCAAUAUAUUCUAUAAAAUCAUUACAACUGUCGGUUCAUAUUGAUGUUUCUGUUGGAGAAGGUAACAGUAACUUGUUACCUGUUGAUGCCUGCUUCACUAGUAAUGAGAUUAAUCAUAUCGUAAUACUGACCAAUCAGAAUAGAGUAUUGAAGUACAGUGCUUUUAAUGGACAAUUUAUUUCCCAAUAUACUCCUACUCAUCAUGCUUCAUGUGUCUCAGUUAUUAAUAACUCAUUAAUAACUGGAGGAGCUAGCGGUGAACUAUCAGUCAGUGAUUAUCAUACAAGAGGUGAAGACCAGAAUUAUAUUGGUACAAGUGGGCGUGUCACUGGAUUAUUAGGUUAUUCAAAUUAUUUGAUAUCAGCCUCAGGAAAUGCAUUAUGUCAUUGGAUACUGACUCCACCUACUGAAAAGAUGACCCCGCCCACUAAUGAGUUGACUCCGCCUAUUAAUACUUCACUUGUUUGUGGUCCUUGGCCAAAUGUAGAGUCAUUGACCACGCCCACUUCUAAUGAAACUGAUGAAAUAUUGAUAUCUCGUACGCCUCAUGGAGGGGUGGAGCUUACUUUGACCACACCCACAGAUAAACCACGUGAUGUUGUAGUUGCCAGUAAACCAAAGGGUUCUUAUAUUUAUAACCAGCCACUUUAUUCUAAACCACACCCACUUUUAUCAACCAACCAGCCCAGUAUGUCUCUACAGAAUGUUCAUGGUUACAAUAACGCAGGACGUAAUAAUGUGAAAUGGAUAUUUAAAGAAGGGUUAAUUGUGUAUUCCAGUGGUAGUACAAUCAUUAUUAACAAUUUAAAUACUCUUUCUAAUCAAUCAAUGCUAACUGGUCAUAACACUGAAAUAUCAACAGUGGCUUUAUCACAUGAUGGGUGGAGCCUUGUAUCAGCUAGCCACUCCCACAAAAACUGGCCGUGUGAAGUUAGAAUAUGGGAUAUUGAUACACAUAAAUGCACUAAGAUAUUAAAUAUUCAUGAAAUUGGUGUCAUUGCUAUGGAAUAUUCUUUCGACGAUCGCUAUCUUUUAUCAGCUGGUGAAGAUCAUGUACUAUCUGUAUACUGUAUUAGCACUGAAAUGAUUAUUAUUAACAUUAAGACGACUGAGUUGAUUAACGCCAUUGCUUGGGACCCCAUCAAUGCUUACGAGUUCAGCAGCAUCAGCAAAGAUGGAGUUACAUUUUGGAUAUUGGAAGAAAAGUCAGGAACACUACAGACACAUAAACCAACCGCUAAUGUCAAAGAAAUGACUGGUCUCUGUUACUCUACUAGUAAUUACCUUUUUACUGGAGGGAGAGAUGGAUCUCUAAGUAUUUGGAAUACUAAUAAUAACGAUUGUAUAUUCAGCUGGAACACAGGCUGUCGGGAAAUAAGUUGUAUGGUUGCUAAUAGUAAUAAGGUAAUGGUUGGUAGUCCUGAUGGGUUGGUUCAGUUAUGGUUGAUUGAUCCCUCAGACCCCAGCCCCACCUCUAUACUGGACCAUUCAUUGUAUGUGGUGGGUGGAGCUUACUCUCUCUCUUUUAACCCUCAACUAACAAUGGGUUUAAUUGGUUGCCUCUCUAUAUUUUUCGUGAAUUGGGCUGAAAGGGUUUCCUCCGAUUUGAUGUUCAGUCACCAUGGUAACGUGAGGAGCAUGGCUUAUUCGUCUGAUGGGCGUGUCUUUGGAUCAUGUGACGAUCAUGUGACCAAUCUAUGGGCCACUAGCGACUGGACAAAUCUAUUACAAUUUAAAUCAAAAAAUGUUGCUACGGCAAUAGAGUUGAUUGACCACGCCCACCAGUACCUGUGUGCCAUUGGGUACACUGACGGUUCAGUGACUGUCUGUAAUAUAACGAGUGGGCGUGUACUGACUACUCACCGCCCACACAAAUCAGAAAUUAGAAAAUUAAUGUCAUCUGCUAGAGAGACCUCAUUAUUACUUGGUUAUUCUGAUGGACUAUUGCUCUCCAUUGAUGCUUAUAAUGGAAACGUUAAUUAUAAAAUAUCUUCACACGAGGGAAGAGAAAUCACCGAUUUGGACCGCAACCUUUUUAAAGUUGGAUUACCUGGUGUUGUUAAUGUCAACGAAGAGAUAUGGUUGAUAUCAAGUGUUGAUCAGCGUAUCAGUGUCUGGAUCAAUAAUACACUAUUGGACUGGAUUACAUUUCCUUCUUCCAACAAACAAUUACAGUAUCAAUCUAAUUCUUCAAUACCAACGUUAAGUCGUUUUUCCCCCACUGAGCCAGAUGUUAUCAUAUACUCUGGCUAUGGAUCUGAGAAAUGUUUAUACACGUACAGUUUAACUCAGAAAAGGGUAUUCAAGAAAUUGCAAAUUAAUUACUGGCCUAUUUGUUUAUCUGUAUCUCCGAUCAGCCAGCUAAUAGCAAUUGGCUCAAGAGAGCAAGUCAUUAUGCUAAUCGAUUGCGAUGGAGCGUAUCAUGAAAGCUCCACUCACUGUGAUGCUGUGUCAGAUGUAGCAUUCUCUCCUAGUGGAGGUCAAUUAGUAUCAUCAAGUCAAAAUACGCAUCACAUUUGGUCAUAUUAAUGUACGGGGUUGAAGAGUUGUUAGAAGGCGAGAGGAGAGACUUUACGAAACUUUUUGAAACCUCGGUGACAUAUUGAUCAUCAAACAUCA
Amphimedon queenslandica is the source of this 4734-nucleotide messenger RNA. RefSeq names its product WD repeat-containing protein 90-like. NCBI's taxonomy places the organism in Eukaryota, Metazoa, Porifera, Demospongiae, Haplosclerida, Niphatidae. The transcript has 30 exons. Gene Ontology annotation, molecular function: protein binding. The record is from RefSeq and is a predicted model, not a curated record. Bases 1 to 4644 code for a protein of 1547 amino acids.